AUGUCAGCAACCGAAAUGGACAUCGACCUCCCAGUGGAGGGCGACAUUACCACCCCAUCAGCACACUCCGGAAACGCAGAAGCGAAGACACAAGCUGGCGCAGUCGCCGUGCGAAGUAUCGAGGGGUGGAUUGUGCUCGCAACAAAUAUUCACGAAGAAGCCUCCGAAGAAGAUGUGACCGAUCUUUUUGCUGAAUACGGUGAAAUCAAGAAUUUCAAUCUAAAUCUUGACCGUCGUACUGGUUAUGUCAAGGGAUAUGCCCUUAUUGAAUACUCGACCCUGCCCGAAGCUAGCGCUGCUAUCAAAGCCCUCGAUGGCACAAAGCUACUCGAUCAGACCAUCCACGUAGACUACGCCUUUGUUCGGCCGCCUCCAGGAAGUAAGGGCAAAGGUGGGGGGCCAAAAGGUGGCCGUGGUGGUCGAGCACGCAGCAGAAGUCGCGAGCGCAGUCGCAGUCCGGGAGCGGACAAUGGAAGAGACUAG
This is a messenger RNA of Talaromyces atroroseus, 483 nucleotides long. RefSeq lists its product as hypothetical. Gene Ontology annotation, biological process: RNA splicing. Gene Ontology annotation, cellular component: nucleus; cytoplasm; exon-exon junction complex. The transcript is spliced from 2 exons. Bases 1 to 483 code for a protein of 160 amino acids. Gene Ontology annotation, molecular function: mRNA binding. The record is from RefSeq and is a predicted model, not a curated record. NCBI's taxonomy places the organism in Eukaryota, Fungi, Ascomycota, Eurotiomycetes, Eurotiales, Trichocomaceae.